Messenger RNA from Phycodurus eques (leafy seadragon), 2814 nucleotides. It is a transcript of the gene rab3il1, whose product is annotated as RAB3A interacting protein (rabin3)-like 1. Gene Ontology annotation, cellular component: Golgi to plasma membrane transport vesicle. Gene Ontology annotation, biological process: exocytosis. The transcript has 11 exons. Gene Ontology annotation, molecular function: guanyl-nucleotide exchange factor activity. Bases 206 to 1417 code for a protein of 403 amino acids. Lineage: Eukaryota; Metazoa; Chordata; Actinopteri; Syngnathiformes; Syngnathidae. The record is from RefSeq and is a predicted model, not a curated record.
CAGAAAGUGGGCAACGAGCGAGUGUUUGCUGCCUCGCUUUCAUAAAUCACAAUUGAAGGGAAUUGGUCAAAGGCAGGGCUGGGAAAAAGUGCAAAAAUAAGCACGGUGCUGACUGUUGUUUGCUAGGGCUGCCUGUGCUUGAUGACGUCAGCGUCCGCAUUCCUUCACGUUGUGUGCGUGCGGCACUGAUUUCAAUUUUCAAACUAUGAGUCGAGCCAACUCUACAAGCUCGUCACAAUUCGGCAGUUUCACAGCACAGACGGCCGGAGAACGGAGGCGGCGGACAAACAGACGGCUGGGUCUUCUCUUCUGGACGCUGACAGGGUUGGUAGAUCUGGAUCCGGAACCAGAGCCCAGAUUUGAGGGAAGAGGCCAGGCUGGGCCCACAUUGGAAAUAGACAAUGGCGUCCAUUCCCGCCUACGCGGCUCUUCAUUGGAAAUCCGAGAGAAAGAAAUUUGCGAAAAGGGUUCAGAGAUCCUCAGCGAACAGUUAGAUGCUGCAAAGAUGGAACUAAAACUCAAAGAUAAGGAGUGUGAGCGUCUAUUGCAGGUCAGGAAUCAACUGGAACAAGAACUGGAGGAGCUCACCGCCAGUCUAUUUGAGGAGGCUCACAAGAUGGUGCGGGAGGCGAACGUCAAACAAGCAGGAGCUGAGAAACAACUUAAGGAGGCUCAGGGGAAGAUCGAUGUCCUUCAAGCAGAAGUGACAGCACUCAAGUCUCUGGUGUUGACGUCCACGCCCUCUUCGCCGAACCGCCAGCUGCAUCCCCAGCUGCAGCUUCCAGUCAACAGACAGGUCGGCGGUCACAAUCGCAACAAGAGUGUGAGUGGCGUUCUCCCAUCACCACAUGGGAUCGAUGCACUUCCAGUACAACCUGUGGCCAAAGAGGACCGAGAGAUGGACUCGGUUCUGUAUGCGGAGUUCCUCAUGUGGAAGGAGCGUCCGAGUCUUGAUCGCUCGUCCGCCCUCAUGAGUCGCAUCUACAGAGAAGACAUCGCCCCUUGCCUCUCUUUUACACGGUCUGAGCUGUCCCAGCUGGUGCAGAGCGCCGUGGAAAACAACUCUCUGACUAUCGAGCCUGUGGCCAUGUCAGCGUUACCGAUGGUUAAAGCCUCAGCGACAGAGUGUGGAGGACCUAAUGACUGUAGGGCAGCAGUGGAGACAAAAUGUGCAUUAAGCGGCGUGUCGCGACUCUGCCGACAUCGCAUAAAACUCGGCGACAAGGGGAACUACUACUACAUUUCCCCCUCCAGCCGAGCACGGAUCACGGCCGUUUGCAACUUUUUUACGUAUAUCCGCUACAUCCAACAAGGCCUGGUCAGGCACAACGCGGAGCAGAUGUUCUGGGAGGUGACGCGUCUACGAAGGGAAAUGUCUGUGGCCAAGUUGGGUUUCUACCUCACAGAGCAGGGUUAGAGGACCUGAUUGACCAGUGUGCUAUGAGGACCAAGACUGUUAGGCUUACAAUGUGGUAACUUAUCAGAGGUCAACAAAGAAAACAGUUGUACUACCACAAUAAGGCAACGAAAGGCAAAGUCGAUUUUAAUAUGCUCUUAUGAAAAUAUUUGCAUGCAUAGUUUUUUAAUCUUGUUCAUGAAGUCCCCACAAUCCAUACAAAUGAAACUAUGCAUUAUAGUUCAGGCAUAUGUACCGGAAGACUUAUACAAGUAAAAUGUUUAUGAUGAAACAAUAUUAUGUACAUGUAAGUGCCACAUAGAUUUAAAACCUUUAUUAGCGUGAUCGCCUUUGAUGUACAGUACAGUCCCCACAGCAGCUCAGCCACGAGUUGAGUGUUUCAACAUGGUCUGUAAAUCUGCAGCUUCAUGUUGGCCUGCCUGUUAAAUGAGAUGUAUUGCCCUGCAGUUUAUCGAAACAAAAUUCAACAUACAAGUGAAGAUUCGCACAUCCAAAAUCAACACAUGUACUAUACUGUAUGUAUGAGACAUUAACUGCAAAAUGCAUGAAUGUUGUUCAUAGCCAUGCUAUGCAAUUUGCAUUGGCUGUUUUACCUCAUAGUAUAUAUGUAUUGUUAUAGUUAUUUUUGACAGUCAACUGUAUUUUGAAGGUGAAAAUGAAGAAAUGUGUGGGUACGAUAAGUGCCGUAACCACUUCUUGGCCUCUAAGGCUUUGAUGUCUUCGGCGUCAGUGUACUGAUAACUGCCAACACUCCAUUUUCAAGUCUGACUAUGCCACACUUCUCCCAUUUUGUCAUUUCCUAAAACGUGUUACUUCACAUUGUAACACGUAAACGUCGGUCUGGACUGCGGUCAUCAUCAGUACCGGUUUACAGCGACACAAACCGCUGUGGGGACACACCCACAGUUGUUAUACAGGUUUGGGAGCAGGAAUUCAACACAGGCGUACUGAAUAAACACUGAGGCCACGUCCCACUCAGAGGGGCUUUAUGGAAAGAAAAUCUUUCUUUCUUGGAGCAGACAUUCCUGUAAACCUGUGGUUUCCGGCUUGAAAUACCUUUUGCAAGCUUGCAGCUCUGCUUCCGUGGCUUCACAAUACAGGUUGAAGGAGAUCUCAAUAAAUCAUUUGUUAAUAAUUGAGUACAGUGAAGGUGCAGCUCUGCUUCUGUGGCUUCACAAGACAAUUUGAAGCGCGUCAUAAAUCAUUUGUUAAUAAUUGAGACAUUGGUGCGCAGGACAAAACACGGCCUUGCACUUUCAUACUCGUUCACACUGCUUCAGUAAUCUGUACAUUUCCAUCACAAGGAAUGCUUCACAGUCAGGCCCGUUUUUUUUUUUUUUUUUUUUUUUUUUUUUUUUUUUUAAUUAAUAAAUAAAGUGGUUGCUUAACUUUUCCCU